Fraxinus pennsylvanica is the source of this 561-nucleotide messenger RNA. NCBI's taxonomy places the organism in Eukaryota, Viridiplantae, Streptophyta, Magnoliopsida, Lamiales, Oleaceae. The record is from the annotation of a GenBank genome assembly.
AUGAAACAUAAUCCUCUUGUUUUCUUCAUGAUUCUCACCAUUAUUCCAAUAUCAUCAGAGCCAUCUCUCACCACUAAAAGGCCAGAUAAUGAAACUAUAUACGAAGUUUCAAAGCAGCUCUGCUGGAACUGCAUGGGGCAGUCCAUGCAAUUCUUGUAUGCACACAAUAUGGUAAGGGCAGCAAAAAUGGAGGCACCACUCGUUUGGGAUAAUCAACUGGAAAAAUACGCAGGGUGGUGGGCGGGACAGCGCCGGUCGGACUGUCGACUGGCUCAUUCAUUCCCAGAAGGCAAUUUCACGCUAGGCGAGAAUAUAUAUUGGGGCGGUGGCUCGACGUGGACGCCGGCUGAUGCAGUGCGAGCAUGGGCGGAUGAAGAGAAAUAUUAUAGAUAUAAGAGCAAUUCGUGUGCAGAAAGGCAGCAGUGUGGACAUUAUACACAGAUUGUUUGGAAAAACACAAGGCGGAUUGGGUGUGCUCGACUGGUUUGUGACACUGGAGAUGCGUUCAUGACUUGUAAUUAUUAUCCCCCGGGGAAUUAUAUUGGUGAAAGACCAUAUUGA